CUAAAUAUGACAGAAUAUUCAUUAAACAGGUGGGGGAGGGGCACGAUUAUCACUUAUUGAUCAUAGAACUCUGGCCAGUUCACUCAGAUGUCCAGAUAUUCCUCCGCGUGGCCUGAACUACUUUGUCUCCUGCGCUGCGCGGCCCCGAGGCUGAUGAGUUCAUUAUGUGCAGCUGUGUGCGCGCUCCCGACACCCUGAGUGCACGGAGAGGAGACAGAUGCGCGCGAUGUUUGAGCUUCAGGUGGACGACUGUCUGCUUCGUGGAGACUCGUCUCGACUCGCUUCUCUGCUUCACUAUGAAGGACUGACCAGCUCCACCCUCACCAGGCUGCACCUCCUGGUUACCAAGGAGCUGCACAGCAGCGCGUUCUGCAAGGUUCUGGUCGUGUUGAAAUCUGUAUCGAUUCUGUCGGAGAACAAGGAAGACCUGGAGACUCUGGUCAACCUCAACCUGACUGCUAAGGUGAUGUCAUGGUUUGAAGCAGUUCACGACCUGCUGACCUCCGACCUCCAGGAAGGCUCCACCACCCUGAAGGCCCUCACAGAGGAGUUCUUUGACUACUUCCUGCUCCUGGCCCAGGCGUCUCUUCCAGCUGCCCAGUUGUCCGUGCUGCUGCUUCACCUGGCUCACCUGGCUCUGGAGGCCGGAGUUCACUUCCCUCUGCGACUGGAGGCCAUCAGAACCUUCAACAGCAUCCUGGAGUCCCUGAGCCGGCAGCAGAGAAGGCUGAUCCAGAACGACCAGAACCAGAACCUGACUCAGCUGGCAGCUGCUGUUGUGAUGGUUGGAGACUAUGAGUUUCAGGUCAGCCUCUUGGAGGCGCUGUGUCGCCUCACGCCACGCAGAGAGCGUGAGCAGAGAGCCAAUCAGUGGUUCGACAGCAGUGACAUCAGAUCCGCCUUCUGUGACAUCAGAGACGCCGACUUUGAGGACUGCAGACGCUUCCUGAACUUCGUUAACCGUUACCAUGGAGACCAGAGAAGAGUGUACACCUUUCCCUGCCUGAAGGCCUUCCUCAGCUCCACACAGUUGUUCCGACCCAAAGAUGAAAAACUGGACAAGUUCUGGAUCGAUUUCAACGUGGGUUCGGGAUGUGUGAGCUUUUUCAUCGAUGAUCCUCAGGGUUUCCUCUGGGCGUCCAUCCACCUGCAGAUGGAGGACGUGAAUGAUUACAGUCUGAAGUUGAAACAGAACGAGACGGUCCUCUGCGUCAGGCUGACCAACCCCAUCAUGCACCUGAACACCAGAAGUCACGUGGUGGAGCUGACCUUUGACCCUGAACACCAGCAAGAGCUGGAGGAGGCCGCAGGGAGAGUCUUCAAUGUACCUAAACAGGUGAGUCCAUCCGGCGCCAGAGGAGCGGUCCGGACCUCGCCCUCUGCAGACACGGCUCGGUCCUACAGCCGCAAGAAGCCGCCAAGCAAGAGUCAGCUGAAGAUUCUACCGCUGUCGUCUCCGAGCAGCGAGGAUGAGUCCACCUCACUGAAGCGUACGGCUUCAAACCGAGCUGAAGUUCUGUUUGACCAGAUCGUACACUCCACUCCUAAGUUCAGCGCUGCUUUCCAGCCACUGUUGGAUCCACCUGAUGGAGCCGACGGUUCAGAAGCUCACCUGUCGAGCCUGGAGGAGCCCCCAUCAGGUGAUCUGCAGGGGGCGGAGCUUCAGACGACGCAGCACCUGACAGAGGGACUUGAACAAGGAAGCAGCUCUCCCUCUAACAAGGAAAACCUGAGGAAAAGAGAAGCUUCAGAUUCAGGCUACCUGUCCGACCAGGCCGAGGGCGUCGCCCCCUCCAAGAGGAAGGCGGAGCCUCUGCAGGACUGGGCGGAGUCUGAGUUGCCAAUGAAAGCAGAGGGGGCGGAGCUAGCGGAGGAGGAGGCUCUUCAGAGCGAGGGACCGAAGCAGAAGGCGGAGCCAGAGUCACACCUGACAUCCGACAUCACUGCUGCGUUCAAGUCCUUCAAAGCCCAGCUGGAGCAGCGCUUCACCGGCUGCUGGCAGGAGGUCCAAGCUGAGGUUCUCAGGUCCCUGAGGGACUGUCAGCAGCAUGUGUCCUCACUGCUCACAGCCGUCCACCAGCACAGGUUGUUGUUGCUGCAGCAGUUUGAAAGCAGUGUAACGGAUCAUCUGAAGCAACUGGAAGAGAACUCCACCAUGGAUUCUGAGAUUCUGACGUUCUUCCAUUCUGAGAUGGAGCAGCUCAGAUCGUUCUGUCAGGAACAUCUGAAGAAGCUGAAGACUCUGGACUCCGACCAGCUGAGGUCGGCACAUUCAUCCAACCACUGAAGAAGGCGCCAUCGACUGGAGGAGAGCCUCAGACGUUUUGGGA
Poecilia reticulata (guppy) is the source of this 2330-nucleotide messenger RNA. The record is from RefSeq and is a predicted model, not a curated record. NCBI's taxonomy places the organism in Eukaryota, Metazoa, Chordata, Actinopteri, Cyprinodontiformes, Poeciliidae.